AUGGACUGCACUAUCGCCUUGGACGGCUUGUUUGGGCCGCGAGUAGCUCCUUGUCGCAGACAAUUCGACUUUACUCUCACCUUUGAGCACUGGGCUAUCACGUUGAUACCAGAGCUACUUUUUGUCCUUGGCGGCUUCGUGCGCUGGCUCUGGAUUUACCGUUCAUUCAAGGUGCUCAAAACCCAGUCGCAACGUCUCGCGAAAGCGAAAUUAGUCGCCACGAGCCUUCUAUUGGCACUCAAGACUGCAUCGCUGGUUACAUGGGCCACAGCCAGAGACGCUGCGACUCCGUCAGCUACCGUCUCAUCCAGUGCUGCCUUUGUCAGUGCCAUCAUCCUGAUUCCACUAUCACAGUAUGAGCACAACCGCACUGUGCGACCGUCGACCCUCAUCUGCCUCUACCUUCUGGCAACUACCGUAUUCGAAAUUGCCCGGGUGCGGACGCUUUGGCUGCUGCAGCCUUUCAACAUUGCACUUGCUACUGUUGCCACUGUAUCGUUGAUCUUGAGAGCUCUGGUACUUGCUAUCGAAGCACAACAAAAAGACGUGUACGUCACAUCCGCAUACGAGAAGGCCUCCCCAGAGUGCAGAAGCGGCAUCUUGAACCGCUCCGUGUACUGGUGGAUCAAUGGGCUUUUCUUUCAAGGCUUCCGUUCCGACCUAAGCCUGCAGGGUCUUUACAACCUGGACGAGAGUCUCUCGUCCAAGGCUCUCACCUCCGACUUGCAGCGAAGAUGGAAUGGUGAUGAAACAAGACACGGUCAAAAACAUGCUCUACUGCGACACACUUUCGCAAGCGCAAAAUGGACAGUCCUCAGGGCCGUCAUAGCAAGGGCUACAUUGAUACCUCUCAAAUACGCUCAGCCGUUCCUAUUCAGUGACUUGAUUGAGCAUGUCUCCGAGCCAGACAUGCAUCAAGAGGGAACCAAAUAUGGUCUUCUAGGGGCUAUGCUUCUCGUCUACGUUCUGCUCGCAGCAUUAAAUGCUAUCUACAAGCGAGAAACGAUCCAAAUGAUGACUAUUUUGCGUGGGAGCCUUGUAGGAAUGAUAUACGCCCAAACUCUCGAGGAAAAAAGCGAAACCGGCUCCAAUGCGGAUGCACUGACGUUCAUGAGCACUGAUGUCGAUCGCAUCGUCACUGGCAUACAGAACGCUCACGAGAUGUGGGCUGCCAGCAUUGAGAUCGUCAUUGCCUUUGCGCUGCUGAUUCUGCGUAUCGGCUAUCCAUCCGUUGCUGCCUUGGUUGUAGCCGCGGCAUGCAUAGUCGCAUCCUCGUAUAUCGCGCCACGCAUGAGAGAGAAGCAGAGCUUAUGGGUUCAAGCUGUGCAAGAGCGUGUCAACUUUACCGCGACUAUUCUAAAGGUCAUGCACCAAGUCAAAAUGCUCGGAAUAGAGGCGACAAUCACGGAAAAAACGCACCAGUUUCGAAAGCUCGAAUUAGAUGCGUCAAAGCCUUUCCGUCUUCUCAUCGUUGCGGUUAAUGUUUUGAACGCUGCGGCCACGUCGAUUGCGCCGGCUGCAACUAUCAUCCUAUACACGGCUACGCGCAUGAAUCUUCGCACGGAAAUCCCGAGACCAGAGGCUAUUUUCACAUCUCUCUCUCUGAUAUCUCUCCUCACAAGCUCCGUCACGCUCUUGUCUAUUGCGCUCACAAAGUUCACAUCCGCCAUGGGCUCAUUCGACAGGAUUCAAGGAUACCUUCUUUCAGGAGCGGAGCGAGAUGAGGCAUCAUGCCAACCCACAGUCGUUGUCAGUGAGCCAGCAACGGAGCUCACUACCAUGCCGGGAAUUGAGCUGGUCAGUGUUCAAGGUGGCUCGUUCUGGUAUGGGGUUGGCGAGUGCCAGCUCAACGACUUGACCUUUACUGUAAACCGUUCAGAGGUUGUUGCUAUCACAGGCCCUCUCAGCUGUGGUAAGUCAACGCUGCUGAAAGCCAUUUUGGGCGAGGUCUCGUGCGUCAGAGGUCAAGUGUCGGUGCAGGCCGCAUCUGUAGCCUACUGUCAACAGAUGCCAUACAUUUUCAACGGCACAAUUGAAAGCAACAUUGUUGGGGAUGCGCAUGUCGAUACUAUGUGGCUUGAGAGGGUUUUGUAUUCGUGCGACUUGGUUGUGGACAUGGAAUGUCUGCCCGAUGGACUUGAGACUGUUGUGGGCACAUCGGGGCUGCAACUUUCUGGCGGACAGAAGCAGCGAGUGGCUCUGGCACGGGCGGUGUUUGCAAAGCCUGAGCUUCUUCUUCUUGAUGAUAUAUUCAGUGCUCUCGACAUCAUCACAGCCAGUCGCAUUAUUCAACGUUUGCUCGGUUCUGCUGGUGUCAUUAAACAGCUCGGAGCUGGGCUUCAAUACGCGGACAAGGCCAUUGUCCUGUCAGACAACGGCGAUAUUGAUGCGCAGGGAAGCUACUCCGAAAUUGUUGAAAUGUGCGACUUCAUCCAAAAGUUAGACGCUCCCAAGGACCGUACAGAAAACACUUGGGAAGAGCCAACAUUUGUCUCACAAAAGGAACCCGCACGUCCAAGAGUCACCAACACCCGCGCAUCCCCAGCAGCUGCGAAAAGUCGCAGCAGCGGCGACGUGACUCUUUACGGGUAUUACAUAGAUUCCAUCGGACGAUUGCCGUUUGUUCUCAUCCUGGGAUUUGCUAUUCUUUACGUCACGAGUCUGGUAUUUCCGCAAAUUUUGCUCUCGUGGUGGUCGAGCUCAGUGCCAGAAAAGGGUGUUACUUACCUUGUUACGUACACUGUCGUGUCUGUUGCAAGUUGUAGUUAUUUCUUUGUCUGGGCCGUUCCAAAGUCAGCCAUCAAGCUUCACAGGCUGCUCCUCGACGUCGUUAUGAACAUGCCUUGGGUGCAGCUUGUGCAGAUUGAAGUUGGCAGUUUGAUCAACAGAUUCAGCCAAGAUAUGUCCCUCGUGGACAUGCAGCUUCCUGUCGCUUUUGGAAUAACGCUACAGACCUUUCUCACUUGCAUCGCGCAGGGAGUUAUGAUUGCCAUCGGCUCGGGCUACAUGUCCGUUGUCAUUCCCUUCUGCAUCGCAGUUCUUUAUGCCAUAUUAUCGUUCUACCUGCGGACUUCCCGCCAGAUUCGACUUCUCGGCCUCGAGGCCAAGGCACCAUUGUAUGACCACUUCUUGCAGACCAUCGAUGGCGGCGCCACCAUCCGCGCCUUCCGGUGGCAGGAAAGGUUUACCAAGAUGAAUGAAGAGCUGCUGGACCUAUCUCAGAAGCCAUUUUACGCACUUUAUAGUGCGCAGCAGUGGCUGCAGGUCGUCUUAGACCUGCUCGUCGCUGCGCUGGCCACUCUGUUGACGGCGCUUGUCCUUUUUUUUACGAACAAGAGCACAUCCGGCUCGGUGGGGGUUGCACUCGUCAAUCUCUUAUCCUUCAACACGACACUGGCCCAGCUUAUUACUAAUUGGAUGCAACUUGAAACCUCGCUCGGCGCAAUCUCGCGAACAAAGGACUUUGUCACAAAUCCGGACCAUCAACCACCCAAAGUGGUGCAAGAUCAAUCGCGUGGACAAGAGCUGCUGACAAACACGGUCGAGUUUCAGAACGUCUCUGCAUCCUACGGCGAUGAGAAAGAACCAGUCUUGAAAAAUGUGACGCUUCAUCUUAAGCGAGGACAGAGAGUUGGCAUUUGUGGGCGCACUGGAAGCGGUAAAAGUACGCUCUUGUCCUGUUUGUUUUCGCUUGUCAACAUCACCUGCGGCACUAUCUCCAUCGACGGUCAAGACAUGACAGCCAUUUCUAAAGACAAGCUGCAAGCCGCCAUUGUCACGAUCCCUCAACAGCCGUUCCUUAUAGCUGGAACGAUUCGCGAGAAUCUUCUUCUUGGUUCUCAUUCUCCUUGCACGGGCGAAGCUAUCGUGUCAGUGCUCGAGCAGCUGCAGAUAUGGGAUCGCAUCCACGAGCGCGGCGGCUUGGAUGCCAGUAUCGGCUCUGUUUCCUUGACGGAGAGCCAGCGGCGUCUGUUAUGCAUCGGUCGCGCUCUGCUUCAGCCAGGAAGUAUUGUCAUCUUGGACGAGCCUACGAGCGGUUUCGACGAGGAUACGGGGCGGGUGGUCCAUGAGCUAAUCCGAGAAGUUUUCAAGGGGAGACUUAUUCUCUCGGUGGCACACAAGAUCGAUACCAUCAUAGAUUCGGACCUGAUUGUCGUAAUGGAUCACGGACAGGUAGCAGAGAUGGGCCGUCCCUCAGAUUUGUUGGAAAAGAAGGGUAAAUUUUGGGAACUUCGUCAGUGA
Molecule: messenger RNA, 4242 nt
Organism: Cordyceps militaris CM01
Lineage: Eukaryota; Fungi; Ascomycota; Sordariomycetes; Hypocreales; Cordycipitaceae
Product: multidrug resistance protein, putative
Exons: 4
Coding region: 1-4242 (1413 amino acids)
Biological process (GO): transmembrane transport
Cellular component (GO): membrane
Molecular function (GO): ATP binding; ABC-type transporter activity; ATP hydrolysis activity
Source: RefSeq, a predicted model, not a curated record